Zeugodacus cucurbitae (melon fly) is the source of this 1464-nucleotide messenger RNA. RefSeq names its product lipase 3. The record is from RefSeq and is a predicted model, not a curated record. Gene Ontology annotation, molecular function: hydrolase activity, acting on ester bonds. NCBI's taxonomy places the organism in Eukaryota, Metazoa, Arthropoda, Insecta, Diptera, Tephritidae. The transcript is spliced from 3 exons. The coding region runs from base 132 to 1364 and encodes 410 amino acids. Gene Ontology annotation, biological process: lipid metabolic process.
UUUUCUAGAUUGCACAUAUUUUCGUACUUUUAUUUACAGAUCACUCGUAUUUAUUUCUAAACAGAUGGAUUAGUCCCUUCAGUAACUUUUUGAAUUUUCCUCCUUAAACAAGUUAUAUAUUUCAAAGCUUAAUGUGGCUUAAUUUAACAUGGUUAAUCCUCGUAUUGGCAACAGCGAAUGCCGUGGAUUGGGAUCCAUAUCUGGAUAUACCUUUUAAACCACUGAAAACAUCGGCGGAUCGUAUACGGGAUCAUGGCUAUCCAGCCGAAUCGCAUUUUGUCGAAACCAGCGAUGGUUACUUGUUGAACGUAUUUCGCAUACCUUACUCACACAAAUUGAAUAAUGCAAAUGCGCGACGUCCUGUUGUGUAUCUGCAACAUGGUCUCUUCAGUUGCUCGGACUGUUUUCUGCUCAACGGACCGGAUAAUGCCAUAGCUUACCUCUUCGCCGAUGCCGGUUUCGAUGUGUGGUUGGGGAAUGGGCGUGGCAACAUAUACUCACGUAAUAAUACGAAGAUGAGCUUGAAUAGCACCAACUUUUGGCAAUUCAGCUGGCACGAGAUCGGCGCUAUUGAUUUGCCCGAUACCAUUGAUUAUAUACUCGAGAAGACAGGCGAAAAGCAAUUACAUUAUGUUGGACACUCUCAGGGAGGCACAUCUUAUUUUGUACUUACAUCCUUUCGCCCAGAGUACAAUGCGAAAGUGAGGAGCGCUCACCUUUUGGCGCCAGCCGUUUUUAUGGGCAAUACCACACAUCCAUUGGUGCAUUUGUUCAAGCCAUAUGUCUCAGUGCCCGGUGGCAGUGGUAUGCGCUUGUUGGGCGACCAAAUGUUCAUACCACAUAAUAUGUUGGCGCAACGUGCUUUGGAUACGGCUUGUGGUGGUGAACCGAGAUUUCCGGAAUUUUGUCGCACACUAUUUUAUACAUGGGCUGGCACCGAGGCGUCCAACAUAAAUGCGACACUUUUGCCGUACAUUGCCGAAACCCAUCCAGCCGGCAUAAGCACCAAUCAGGGCAUACACUACAUUCAACUGCACAAUUCGAAUUUCUUUAGACAAUACGAUCAUGGUGUACAGAAGAAUAGGAAGGUCUACGCACAGGCGGAGCCCCCAAAUUACCAGCUUGAAAAUGUUUCAGCCGAUACUUAUGUCUAUUAUGGCAUGUCCGAUACAUCGGUGAAUUGGCAGGACAUUCAACGUUUGCCAGAGCAUAUCUCCAGUUUGAAGCUGCUGUACAAAGUGCCCGAUGAGAGCUGGGGUCACAUCGAUUUCAUAUUCGCCAUGAAAGUGAAAGAAACUAUAAACGAACAGGUGAUCAAUUACUGCAAGCAGUAUGAGAUUGAUGGCGUUAUCAAAGAAAAUUAAAAACAAAACCUACACACUUAAAACAAAAAUAAACGAAGAUAAUCUAUGGGAGAUUUGUACAAAUUCCAAGGAGCAAUAAAUAUUUAUUAAUUGCUACUAG